CGUGCACCAUUUUCCUUCUUUAUAAACCGACCCUUCUCUCUUCUUCCUUCGCAUCACAUCAAACACCACAAAAGGACAAAAAAAAGGAAUUAGGUUUGUCUUUUGAGAUGGCCGCCGACUUCCGCCGCUCCCUCUCCCUUCCCUGCGACGACGACGACGACGCCAGUAGGCCCCGCCACGCCCGCUCCUCCAGCGUCCCCUUUCCCUCCCACCCCGCAAUUUCCCAUCUCCACCACCUCAUCUCCGUCCUCCGCUUCUGGCCAAGCGGGGAACGAGCGCCCGGAGAACGUGUUGCCGCCGUCCUCCUCGACGUCGCCCGCCUCCACGCCGCGCUCGACGACCUCCUCCACCUCCCCCUCGCCCGCGAUCCGCUCCGCCGACCUUCCGCCUCCGCCUGGGCCGACCGCAUCCUCGACGACUUCCUCCGCCUCGCCGACGCCCACGGCUCCUUCCGCACCGCCGUCCUCGCCCUCGAGCAGCUCCACUCGGAGGUCCGCUCGUCAAUCCGCCGCCGUGACGCCGGCCGGCUCGCCUCCGCCCUCAGGGCGCACCGCCGCGUCGAGAAGGAUCUCGCCCGCCUCGCAGCCGCCGUCAGGGACCUCGCCGGAAAGGGCCCCGCGCCGCUGGCGUGGAUCUCGUCGGGAGAUGUGGACGUCGCGAGAGUCCUGAGAGAGGCCGUGACGGAGACCGCGGCAGCCUCGGCGUUUGUCUUCACCGCGGUGGCGGCGGUGUCGGCGGAGGCCUCGACGGCGGCGGGUUCGACAGGAUCGUUGGGAUCCUCGUCGGUGGUGGGGGCGGUGUUGAGAAAGCUGCGGAAGAGGGGAGCAGAUGCAGAGGCGGAGGUGGUGGCGUUGGAGAGGUUGAAGGCGGCAGAGGAGUUAAUGCGAGAGUUAACGGAGACGGGGAUUAGCGAGAGGGUGUUCCGAAGCUUGAUGAACGCACGAGUUUCCCUUCUCAAUAUUCUCACUCCCUCAUUGUAAUACUCAAUAGUAGAAACAAUUUAUUAUUUUUUAUAAUUCGCAGGGUAGAAAAUGAAAGAAUUCCUUUAUUUUGAGAAAGACAGAUGAAAUGAAACAUUAACCAGAUUUAUUUAUUUAUUUA
This is a messenger RNA of Zingiber officinale, 1101 nucleotides long. RefSeq lists its product as uncharacterized. The coding region runs from base 108 to 980 and encodes 290 amino acids. Lineage: Eukaryota; Viridiplantae; Streptophyta; Magnoliopsida; Zingiberales; Zingiberaceae. Gene Ontology annotation, biological process: root development; shoot system development. The transcript has a single exon. The record is from RefSeq and is a predicted model, not a curated record.